This is a messenger RNA of Tachysurus fulvidraco (yellow catfish), 3615 nucleotides long. RefSeq names its product receptor accessory protein 3a (gene reep3a). Gene Ontology annotation, biological process: endoplasmic reticulum tubular network organization. The record is from RefSeq and is a predicted model, not a curated record. Gene Ontology annotation, cellular component: cytoplasmic microtubule; endoplasmic reticulum membrane; endoplasmic reticulum tubular network. Bases 123 to 851 code for a protein of 242 amino acids. Lineage: Eukaryota; Metazoa; Chordata; Actinopteri; Siluriformes; Bagridae. Gene Ontology annotation, molecular function: microtubule binding. The transcript has 8 exons.
UGUAGUGACUCUGAUGUGAUUUGAAACACAGGCAGAUAUAACUUCCCUUAUCCCACCUUAAACGUUGUUUGUCGCUUCGGGACAGGGAGUCUAGUUAAACUGGAAGGCGACAGGAGGAUAAAAUGGUUUCGUGGAUUAUAUCCAGAGUUGUUGUGCUUCUCUUUGGCACACUUUAUCCAGCAUAUUACUCCUACAAAGCAAUCAGGACCAAGAGUGUAAAAGAAUACGUGCGAUGGAUGAUGUACUGGAUCGUGUUUGCGCUCUAUACUGUAGCCGAGACAGUCGCAGACCUCUCCAUAGCUUGGUUUCCGCUGUACUACGAGUUAAAAAUGUUUGUGGUGAUGUGGCUGGUGUCGCCGUACACCAGGGGAGCAGGUCUGAUCUUCAGAAAGUUCCUGCACCCGCUUCUGGCCUCAAGAGAAAGGGAGAUAGAUGAUUACAUCGUGCAAGCCAAAGAGAAGAGUUAUGAGACCGUCGUGAACUUUGGAAGGCAAAGCCUCAGUGUCGCUGCUGCAGUCGCCGUCACUGCUGCUGUCAAGGGACAGGGUGCCAUCAGUGAGCGUCUAAGGAGUUUUAGUAUUCCUGACCUCACCCAGGUUCCUACCGGCCAAUCAGCAUUAGGGAAACCCGUGAAGCUGACCCAGGGCUCUGAAUACGAUCAGGCAGGACACGGAGAGGAAGUAGACGGAACGUGUUCAGAGGACGACUCAUCAUUGAAGGGUCUGCGUAGAACUCAGAGUGUGAAGAUGAGUCGUGCCAAAGUUAUACGCAAAGAGUCUCGUUACGGCUCCCUGAAAAUGAAAACCAGGAGGAGGCCAGUGAUCGCUGCCAACACUUUUGAACAGCCAUGACCAAAAGAAAAACACACCAGGAACCAGCUCGCGUCAUCCAAUUAGACAAGACCACAAAACCUUUACACGAACAAGCCGAAUCUUUUUGAAUCACACUCUCGAGGACCCUCUGUAUGAACAGGACUGGUCAUUAUGUGUCACUCUGCAAAUCUUCCAUGAAAAGUCAUCAGUAACACCCACCAAACCGCCCAGGUACCAACAAGCCGAGUCACUCAGCACACACUCCAGCUGUGGUAUGAACAGAUCCGUUUAUCCUGCAACACACACCAUGGGAAACCUCUGUAUGAUGGAUGGAGGCUUAUUACACACCACAUUCCACAGCAGUAUCUGUACCAACAGGCCUGGUCAUUCUGUUACGUGCCACUGACGUCUGUGCUACAGAAGGUUUGUCGGACAUGGCCAUUUCACCUAAAAGACACCUAAAGAGCCUCUGUGAACAGUCCUGAUCAUCAACCAGUACUUUAACGUGAUGUAAAAAGCCUUACAGGGAGCCUCCAUACGGACACAGCAGAUCAUCCCUCCAUGUUAACAAGUUGUGUCAAUCGAGAACACACAGAGGAAGCCUGAACUUAAGAACCUCACGUCCGACAAACCUAACACUCACAACCGUGUCUGUAGAACAGAGGAUCAUCUUAAAAGACACCCAAAGAGACACCCAUUACAAAACAAACUAAAUCAAAGCAUGUAUCGGGAAAAUCCCUAGCAUCACAUAACGCAAAUCUGUAGUCACUGCAUGAAGAAGCUUCGUCAAUCUGUCACACACGCUUGGAGUGUCUAUAUGGACACGAUUUGUCAUUCCGUAACACACACCUAGGGAUCUUCUGUAUGAAGGGGUUUCCUAAUUCUGUAAAACACUUGAAAAUCCUCUCAAUUAAGGGGCUUUGUUAUUACGCAACACACCCGAGGAUCCUCUCAUCUUCUCCCUAUAUACAGUAUGAAUAGGCUUCUUCAUUCCAGAACAAACCCAAGGAGCUUAUAAUUAAUAGAACAGGCUUCAUCAAUAUGUAAUAAACAUCCGAGGAGUUUCUAUACGAGGAUUGUUGAUAAACACUCGUCCAGUUAGCUCCUUAACACACUCUAGAGCUUCAGUAUAAAACCUAUCACAGGUGCUUAUCAUUAAUCCCCCCUUUAAAUUCAGAUCAGCACAGGUCUAAAAUGCUGGACUGGUAUAAAACGACAUGUGUCAAACACACCAUCAUCAUACGUGACAUUGACUGACAAUUUUCUUUAUUUAUGCAGAGCUUCGUCUCUCAGACCCGUCGUUUCCCAUCUGAAGCACUUUCUUACCUAUAAUGGGACACGUUGCAUAGCAACAGCAUUUAAAUCGAUUAGAGUGUGUAUCAGAUCCGUUCAUACACCGGCACAUAAAGAUCUUAUUUAUUUACUAAUAUUUACACCCAGAACCAAAAUAGGAAAACUAGCAUGCUUGUAUUUUACAAUAAUUCACUAUGCAUUGACGAAAAAUCCAUGAAUUACUAAUCUUUAUUCACGUUUCAUGGAUAACGCUCUUUUAUUUUUUUCAUCGGUUAGCUAGUUUUAACUCGAUUGUUUUGUUGCAAUACCAAAAAAAAUGCCUUUAGUUCCUCAUUAGGGCUUAUUAAACAGUUUCAGGUGUACCGUCGUAACAUUCCUGAUAUUCAGCACUUAUCUGUUUGUCUCAAACGUGCGCAUGCGCAAGUCGCGACGCUCCACGGAUCGUUUACAAUGUAUUAUUUGUGUAUUUUUUAUGUUAUCGUGUGUUAUUGCUUAAUUUAUGGCACGUGUAGAUAAUUGAACGAUAAACACAAUAUUGUGUCACGGUCCGAGAUUCGCGCUACAUCAGACCCAUGUGCAGGAUUCAAAUUAUUUUAAUUCUUUUUAAUUCUUUUGUUUUAUUUAACCAAAAACUAACAAAUUAAACGACUCGAUACGUGAAUACUUGAAAACGUGGUCAAAAACAAAACUCAACAAGGACAGAAACAAACAGGUGUAAAUAAGGCAACGAAUAAUUAAGAACAGGUGAUAUAACGCAUGACAUGACCACAGGACACUCAACUGGGAGUAAUGAUCCACCCACCGGCGCGCCCUCUAGUGGACUGUCAGUGAAUUGUCCCAAUAGUUCAUUACAUUCAUUUCAAAACUAUGUAAUUCUCAGAUAUCCCAUAAGAACCACGCGGAAGAAAUAAAAGAAUAAAUAAUAUAACGUGUACGAACAAUGUGUACAAAUCAAAACCAUACAAAUGUAACACUAAAAAAACAGAUUGUGAAUUUCGUCAUUUUCAACUCGAGACACUUAUUGUUGUUGUUUUUUUAUUAAACAUGUACUACACAACAAAAAUUAACACAUUUCACUGGAAUCUUAUUUUAUUAAGAAGCUCAAGACAGCACCGACAUCAUCAACUGGUGUUUCACAUGCCAGCGUAAACCAGUCGAAAAUUUUUAAAGACAUGAUCUUACACCCAAACCCGUGUCGUAUCUGGACACAAAUACAGGAUCACUCAGUAAAUUAAGGGUCAGUGAACGUGGUUUUGUCCUGAUUGUUCAAAAUCAUUACAUAGUUAUUUAGUUUGAAAUUAUUGGACUGAUUAUAAACUGUACUCACACUUUUUUUUUAUUUUGUGAAGACCAAAAUACUGUAUGUUAUAUGCAAGUGUGUAAUAUUAUCUUGUUAGUGUCCAACUACAGUGUUGCACCGUUAUGUUUUUUUGCCUAACUUUCUGUCCAAUAUUCCUUUUCGGUCAAACAUUAAAACUUGGCUGUCGGACCGAGAUGCUUUUUGAAAUUA